CCCGCCCUUCGCUCCCGCCAUCUCCAAACGUCCCGCACCGGGGGGAGCCCCGCGCCGCCCGCGGGUGACGCCGCUGCCGGUAGGAACGGAGCUGCCGCCAGCGCUGCCCGGUGCCGGCGGGGCGGGCGCGGGGGGCGGCCGUGCCCAUGUGCCCGCGGGCCCGGCGGGGCCAUGACGCGCUGACAAUGCCGGGCGGCGGCGAGCGGCCCCUCCGGCCCUGGAAGCCCGACCCGGGGCAGGCGGAGGGGGCUCGGCCGCCCCCGGCACCGUCGCUGCCUUUGGCCCUGACCGUCCUGGCCUGGCUGGGCACCGGCACCACCAUGUCCGGCCUCAACAAAUGGAUCUUCGCCACGCACGGCUUCCGCUACCCGCUGCUGCUCUCGUCCCUGCACAUGCUGUCGGGGGCGGCCGUGGGUUACCGGCUGGGCUGGGCGCGGGGUCCCUCGGCGCCCCGGCCCACCGCCCGCAUCUACCUGCUCAGCCUCACCUUCUGCACCAGCGUGGCCCUGGGCAACCUGGGCCUGAGCUCGGUGCAGCUGGACGCGGCGCAGGCGGUGGCCACGACCACCCCGCUGGUGACGCUGCUGCUGUCGGGGCUGCUGGGCGGGCGGCGGCACCACCCGCUGCAGUACCUGGCCAUGGGGCCCGUCUGCGCCGGGGCCGCCUGCAGCCUGGCGGGGGGGCUGCGCUGCCCCCAGCCCGGCUGCGCCUGCCUGCUGGCUGCCACCGUCCUGCGCGCCCUCAAGUCCAUACAGCAGAGUCUGCUGCUGCAGGAGGCCCAGCUGGAUGCCCGCUCCCUGCUGGCUCUGACCUCCCUGCCCAGUUUCUGCCUGCUCUUCGGGGCUACCCUGGCACUGGAGCUGGGCCCCUCCUGGCAGGGGGUCCUGGGCUACGACUGCAGCCUCUGGGCCUGUGUCCUGCUCAGCUGCCUGGCCUCGGUCCUCUACAACCUGGCCACCUUCUGUGUCCUCUCCCUCACCUCCGCCCUCACCAUCCACGUCCUGGGCAACCUCACCGUGGUGGGCAACCUCCUGCUCUCCCACCUGCUCUUCGGCACCAGCCUGAGCGGGCUCAGCUACCUGGGCAUCGGGCUGGCACUGGCUGGCACCUUCCUCUACCAUCAGCCAGGCCUGGUGGCAGCAGGAUGGGCUGCCUGGCCAGGACGGGGCAGCCCUGGCAGGACAUAGGGUCCCCCAGGAUGGGGACCCCCUGGGAGGGAGCGGGGUCCCAUGGGGAUGGGGACCCCCUGGCAGGAUGUAGGGUCCCCCGGGAUGGGGGUGCCCAGGAAGGUGAAGUGUCCCAUGGGAUGAGGCAUCCCUGGGAGGGCAUAGGGUCCCACGGGGAGGGGGACACCCUGGCAGGGCAUAGGUUGCCACCAGGAUAGGGAUCCCCCUGGGAGCAAGCAGGGUGCCAUGGGGAUGGGAACCUUGCAGGAGGGUGGAGAGUCCCAGUGGGAUGGGGCGUCCCUGGGAGGGUGUGGGGUGAUGCCAGGAAGGGGACCCCCCAACAGAGGACAGGGUGCCACAGGGAUGGGGUCCCCCAAACAGAGAGUUGGGCCCCACAGGGAUGGAGGGUCCCAGGAGGAGGGUCCCACGGGGAUGGGGAGUGGGGCAGUGUGGGGGCUCGGGCUGCAUCCCCAGGGCUGGGUGUGACGGGGGGCAUGGCCCUGGGGCACAGGGGUGUGAGGGUCUGUGUGCACACGGGUGGGCCAGAAUGCACGGCUCUGUGAGCAUGUGUCUGCUGGUGUGCACAGCUCCCUGUGUCCCUGUGCUGGUGUGCAAGGGCUGCUUGUGCAAUCGUGCUGCGUGCACAGCUCUGUGCACACGUGUGCUGCUGUGCAUGGCACUGUGCACGCAUGUCUCGGUGUGCACAGCUUUCUGUGCACGUGUGUGUGUUGGUGUGCGAAGGCUCUGCGUGUGCAAGGAGGUCUCGUGCGUGUGGGCACGUGUGCGUUGGUGCAGACUCUGUGUGUAUGAGUGUGUCUGUGUGCAUGGCUCCACGUGCCGGGGCACACAGACCUGCUGGUGUGCACAUGUGCACAGUUCCUGCGUGUGCUGAUGCCCCUCCAGGCGUGCACAGCCCCGUGUGUGUCAGCAGGUACCCGUGUGUGCCUGCAGCUGCCUGCACUGGCUCUGCACGCGUGUCCCGGUGUGCACACGCAGGCUGGGCACGCUCAGGGACGUGGCUGCAGGCACACAACUCCGUGAGCGUGUGUGUAUGUGCACACGUGUGUGUGUCACUGCUGAGCUCUGCUGGCUGGAGUCAGCCCGGGUGUGUGUACCCGCAGUUCUCGUGGCCAAACAGGACGCCUGGGGACAGCGUGAGUGACAGUUCCUCCUGUCCCCAACCCACCGUGCUGCCGCCGUCGGUGCUGCCGCCGUCCCCAGCCUGCCCUCCGGCCACACGGCUCCCGCUCCAGCCCAUCCCUCCCAGCUCGCCACGGCACAGCCGGCAGGAGUGGGCAGAGCCCGGCCGGGGACAGCCCGGACCCACCAGCUGUUGCUCAGGGACGGUGCCAGGCUGCGACAAAGGGACAUCCCGGUGUUCCUACACCCUGGCACCAACGCUGGCACACGCGUGUUGACGGGGACACCAGCACCUCCAGACGUGGUGGCCGUGGUGGCUGCUGCCGUGCGCGCUGGGCCAGGCCCGAAGGACCCAGCUCUGACUGCACUUGUCCCAAAAUAAAGCUCUAUUUUUGCCCUGCUCCA
Molecule: messenger RNA, 2711 nt
Organism: Apus apus (common swift)
Lineage: Eukaryota; Metazoa; Chordata; Aves; Apodiformes; Apodidae
Gene: SLC35E4
Product: solute carrier family 35 member E4
Exons: 2
Coding region: 147-1187 (346 amino acids)
Cellular component (GO): Golgi apparatus
Molecular function (GO): antiporter activity
Source: RefSeq, a predicted model, not a curated record